AUGUCAUUUUCACUUGAGCACACAAGAAUUUCAAUUUACCUUUUUAUUGCAGGUUUCAGUUUGUUGCAAGGUGGUCCUUUGCCUACUUUCCUUGCUGAAGACCAGCUUCAGCGAAUCUUCAAAAAAGAUGAUUUGACUAAUCUGGGGGAAGCAGAAACCCAAUUUCGGGUAGGACUCGAGAGAUUCGGACUCGUUGAGCUCCUUCAUGGGAAACCGAGUCUUUCAUUCCUCUUCCGAAAGACAGCAGUGCUGCCUAUGACAUACCCCAAACUGGUGAAACUGCUGGACCCUAUUUUUUCCGACGAAGCGACCAACCAAAGGCAGCGGGAAGAGCGAACAUACAGACUCUUCCUGAAUUACUUGAAAGAGGUGUCAGCUGGAAGGAGGGUAGAUGGCAAUAUAUCUCUCCAUAGCAUUUUAAAGUUCGUCACUGGAUGCGAGAACGAGCCUGUUCUGGGUUUCCAAAUGAAGCCCACUAUUUGUUUUGAUACAAAUAUGCCAUCUUGCCUUCCUAUGGGCAACACUUGUAUUAGCAGGCUGACUUUGCCGAUAGGUGAGAAUGUAUCAAUGACCAAGGAAGAAGUGUUCUCUUUCUUUGACUACGCUUUCGCAAAUGAUUACUUUGGCCGUCUCUAAGUGAAACUACUGAUUUCUGAUUGAUUCUCUUUGACAAGGUGUUUUUUAAUUUAUAAGUUGAAUUUAGUUUACAGCAGCAUUGUUGAGGCGAAAAUUCG
Molecule: messenger RNA, 734 nt
Organism: Pocillopora verrucosa
Lineage: Eukaryota; Metazoa; Cnidaria; Anthozoa; Scleractinia; Pocilloporidae
Source: RefSeq, a predicted model, not a curated record